AUGGAGCAGAUCCUCAGGGAAUUUAUGGUGAAACACCUAGACAAGAACAAGGUGAUCAGGAACAGCCAGCAUGGAUUCACCAAAAGCACCGAGUGCAAGGCGGGCUGCCACCCGGACAACGGCUUCUGCCACCUCCCGCACGAGUGCAGGUGUCAACCUGGCUGGCAAGGAGCUCUCUGCAAUCAGUGCGUUCCUUUUCCUGGUUGCUUGCACGGCAGCUGUGCCAAACCGUGGCAAUGCAUCUGCGAAGAAGGAUGGGUUGGCAGCCUCUGUGAUAUAGAUAUUCAUCCUUGUUCUUUGAAACCGUGCACAAAUAAUUCAACUUGUAUAGAGACUGGAGAUGGAGGAUAUAUUUGUUUGUGUGCCCAGGGAUUUACAGGGAAAAACUGCCAUCUGAAGAAAGGGCCCUGUGUUAUUAAUGGCUCUCCUUGUCAGAAUGGAGGAACAUGCGUUGAUGAUAAUGGGUUUGCACCCCAUGCCUCCUGUCUGUGCCUUCCUGGUUUUGCUGGCAACUUUUGUGAAAUAGAUACAGAUGACUGUGAAUCCAACCCUUGCAAAAAUGGAGGAACAUGCACAGAUAUUGGUGCAGGCUACAGCUGUCAUUGCCCCCAUGGUUAUACAGGAAAAUCCUGCAGCAGCCGUGUUAUAUUCUGUGCUAGCCACCCAUGUGAAAAUGGAGGAACAUGUAAUGAACAUCCUGAAAGAGGAUUUGAAUGCCUUUGUAAGCCAGAAUUUGUUGGUGGAACCUGCAAACAUCCCAAAAGAAACACAAGUCUUGAUGGCAUCAAUAUAGAGACUAAACACACAGAGAGUUAUAAUUUACCCCCAAAUGCUCAUCAACAAUCAGUGCAUCAUCAAGAACAUGAAGUCUUGAAGAUAACAAUGAAAGAAACAAUCCAAAAUGCAGACCCUUUGCUCAAUAAAAGCCAGGUGAUAUGUUUCAUUGUACUGGGCUUACUUACCUGUCUUGUUGUUUUGGGUACUACUGGGAUUGUAUUUUUCUCAAAAUGUGAAAUGUGGCUUGCGAAUGCCAAAUAUAGCCAUCUUCUCCGGAAGAAAAAGAAUUUUUUUUUGAAAUCUAACAAUGGGGAGAACCUCUCAGUUAACAUUAUUUUCCCAGAGAAGAUCAAACUGACUAAUUACACCAAGAACUAUACAGCCAUCUAGGCAUCUUUGAAAGCCUAGCAGCAACUCGCAAGAUUUAGUAGCAAUAUGUAAAAUAUAUUCAACUUGUUACCUGUGGUGGCCAUCCAUGUUAGUAGUUACAUUUGUUGUAGUUUGUGCUGAGUGGUAAAGAAAUAUACUGUAUCUGUAUUGUCAAAUGAAUUUUUCAUUUCCGAAAAUAAAAGUUAAAAAAAAAAAAAAGGUUACAAAGCAAGGGAUGUUAAUCUAAUUUUUUUAAGGCAUCUUUUUUUUUGUAAAAUAAAAAUAUCUUGCCACAAGAGCUGUUUUCAGCUUUUUUGUAUUGUGUACAGCCUGUUUGGGAAAUACGGUACUUGUAAAUUACUUAUUAAUCUAAAAAUGCCUAUUUUUAAAAUAAACACUA
Messenger RNA from Alligator sinensis (Chinese alligator), 1546 nucleotides. It is a transcript of the gene DLK1, whose product is annotated as delta like non-canonical Notch ligand 1. NCBI's taxonomy places the organism in Eukaryota, Metazoa, Chordata, Crocodylia, Alligatoridae. Gene Ontology annotation, cellular component: protein-containing complex; plasma membrane. Gene Ontology annotation, molecular function: calcium ion binding. Bases 1 to 1167 code for a protein of 388 amino acids. Gene Ontology annotation, biological process: heterophilic cell-cell adhesion; establishment or maintenance of epithelial cell apical/basal polarity. The transcript is spliced from 5 exons. The record is from RefSeq and is a predicted model, not a curated record.